This is a messenger RNA of Saxophila tyrrhenica, 774 nucleotides long. RefSeq lists its product as uncharacterized. The record is from RefSeq and is a predicted model, not a curated record. Bases 1 to 774 code for a protein of 257 amino acids. NCBI's taxonomy places the organism in Eukaryota, Fungi, Ascomycota, Dothideomycetes, Mycosphaerellales, Extremaceae. The transcript has 2 exons.
AUGACGGCAUCUCGACCUCCACACGCAUCCGGUUCCUUGGAGGUGGGAGGUGUCGCCAUAGCAAUCCACACCCCGUCGUCCAAGGCGAAGGUCGCCAGGACGACUUUCCUGCGCUUGCGAGACGACGCUUUCGUUGAAUCACCCCGGGCUGCCCUGGGAGCAUUGCGUAAUCUGCGACGGGAGGGGUACGAAGCGGAAUUGGAGGGACAGAGUAUGUACGAUGCACUGUUUCACGCUGGAGGCAAGUUCGAUGACCUGGAGAUUUGGGGAGUCGUCUCGACGGGCCGAACACCAGACCUGAUGUUGACUCACGGCGUGACAUGCCUAUUCGAUGAGGCGAUGCGAUGCAAAUACUGCCGGACAAUGAUUGCGGAAGCCUUCCGUUUCGAGGGGGAAGGCGAUUUGUGUGACGCGCUGGUGGAUGAGCGGUUGCUGCUGGGAGAGACCGACUCCACGCAUGCAUUGCUGUCAUUGGACCUGAGCGGUGACACUCUUCGUCUUCGUGGCCGCUGUUCUGACAGCGAGAUCACUGUUGCUGCACUCCUCAGGACAACAGUAGGAAGACAGCUCUUGGCAGAUCAUUGCGAUGGGUUACUGCGGAAGGUCGAAGCCAGGAGUCUGGAAGGGGAUGAUGCGGAAGACUUCAGGAGCAUUCGCGAGCAGCUUUGCCAAGCGCGGGACAAAGUCAAGGGCUGCUCGUCAGUGCAACGACGAAGGCCAGCGCGUGGCUGUUUCAGUUGGGUUGGGAGCAAAGGCCCCAGUAGCGGAAGAUGA